This is a messenger RNA of Galdieria sulphuraria, 2585 nucleotides long. RefSeq names its product aldehyde dehydrogenase (NAD+). The record is from RefSeq and is a predicted model, not a curated record. The coding region runs from base 663 to 2201 and encodes 512 amino acids. The transcript has a single exon. NCBI's taxonomy places the organism in Eukaryota, Rhodophyta, Bangiophyceae, Galdieriales, Galdieriaceae. Gene Ontology annotation, molecular function: oxidoreductase activity, acting on the aldehyde or oxo group of donors, NAD or NADP as acceptor.
CCAAGACCAGUUUCCUGUAGAAGAAAGUGUCGUUUACAGACUAAGUUUUGUUCCUUAGUAAUGGUUGAGGCUGACACUUGCAGCUUCUAGAAGCAAUCGAAUCUCUUUGGUAUCAGUCGCCUCCAAGCUAUGGUAAGAAAUCUAUCUUUAUGAAGCACUCGUUUAGAAAGGGUGCAACUCAAAAGGCUCCCCAAAUUUUAUGGUCUUUGUCCACAGAACCAAUAAACAAGUUUUAUAAGGCUAUCUGUAGUAAUAUAAAUUUUUGCCUAAAUGUUCUCUUCCUUGUAGUGAUCUAGAUACUCCUCAUCGGUUCUUGCAGAUAACUUGAGGCUUACUGUGUAACAUCCGAGAGAGUUUAUUCUACAGCAGUUAGUUGUCUUAGGAGAGCUCUUCAUUUUAGAAACUUUCUCGUGGCGUUUACAAGUUUCUACAACAUUGUCAAUACUAGAUAACACUCUGUUUUUCACAAUCCUAUAUCAACUUGACAACUGUACAAGUCAUAGAACACGGACAAUCACGCUUCAAAGAAUCUUCCAUAGCGGACUGAGAAUAUCCAUUGGACAAGAGAAAUAUUUAAGGCAAAUUAUUUCACGCAUUUCUCUUUAUUUCUUGAUUGUGGGUGUCUUUGGAACAUCAAAGUCUGUUUUGUGGAUUGAAUUAGAAUGAACGGUUCCCCUAAAAGUUAUCCAAGACCCGGAGAAAGUGGUUGCCCUGUUACUUUCAAGUCACAAUAUGAAAACUUUAUUGGUGGCAAAUGGGUUCCUCCUGUCAAGGGUCAAUACUUUGACAACGUGUCCCCUGUGAAUGGAAAAGUAUUCUGCAAGAGUGCACGUUCAACUGCUGAAGAUAUUGAACUGGCCUUGGAUGCUGCCCACGCUGCAAAGGACAAGUUUGGUGCAACAACUUUUGAGCAGAGAGCAAAGUUAUUGAAUCAGAUGGCAGAUGCUAUAGAACAAAACUUGGAGAAAUUAGCUCUUGCAGAGGUAUGGGAUAACGGAAAGCCUAUAAGGGAAGCUCUUGCUGCAGAUAUUCCUUUGGCAGCGGAUCACUUGAGAUAUUUUGCUUCAGCUGUACGAACUCAAGAAGGUUUUAUCGCCGAGCAUAAGGAAAAUACGGUUGCCUAUCAUUUCCACGAACCUUUAGGUGUUGUGGGAGCCAUCAUUCCUUGGAAUUUUCCUAUAUUGAUGGCUAUUUGGAAGUUAUCUCCUGCACUUGCCGGAGGUAACUGCAUCAUUAUUAAACCAGCAGAACAAACUCCAGCUUCUAUUAUGGUGCUAAUGGAAGUAUGGGCCAAUAUUGUACCACCGGGUGUUAUCAACGUUGUUACUGGUUAUGGGCCUGAAACAGGGAAACCUUUAGCAUGCAGUCCUCGAAUUGCCAAAAUAGCAUUUACAGGUGAAACCACAACAGGGCAGCUGAUCAUGCAAUAUGCUUCCCAAAAUAUCAUUCCAGUCACCUUAGAAUUGGGUGGUAAAUCUCCUAAUAUUUUCUUUGCAGAUAUUGCAAAUGAAAAUGAUGAAUUCUUUGAAAAGGCUGUGGAAGGUUGCGUUAUGUUUGUGUUGAAUCAAGGAGAAGUUUGUACUUGUCCAUCUAGGGCUCUUGUUCAUGAAUCUAUCUAUGACAAGUUUAUUGAGAAAGUAGUUCAAAGACUUGGCAAAAUUAAACAAGGAGAUCCAUUGAAUAUGGAGACUAUGGUGGGUGCUCAAGUAUCUACUGAACAGAUGGAUAAGAUACUUCAUUACGUUGAGCUGGGAAAGAAGGAAGGUGCACAAUGUAUUGUUGGAGGAAGUGGAAAGAAAGCAAUUGGAGGUGAACUAGAAGGUGGUUAUUAUAUUGAGCCAACGAUAUUCAAAGGAGACAAUAAGAUGAGAAUCUUCCAAGAAGAGAUAUUUGGGCCAGUAUUGAGUGUAACAACAUUCCGUACGGAGGAGGAAGCUAUUCAAAUUGCCAACGAUACUUCUUAUGGUUUAGGUGCUGGACUAUGGACUCGAGAUAUUAUGAAAGCUUAUCGAGUAUCGCGAGCAAUCAAAGCUGGUCGUGUUUGGGUCAACUGCUAUCAUGAAUAUCCUUCUCAUGCAGCAUUUGGAGGUUAUAAAAAGUCUGGAUUCGGUCGCGAAUGUCACAAGUUGACUUUGGAACACUAUCAACAGUUGAAGAAUAUCAUCAUUAGCUACUCGCCUCAGCCUACUGGUUUAUUUUAAUUCAGAGAGGAAAUGUGAGAUCUUGUUGCCUUGCCCUUCUUAUGCCGUAGUUGUUGUUUGAUGGGAAUGUUUCAUUUGCUUGUUAUAAACCUUGAUGUGUAUCGUGGCUUCUUUUGUCGAAAUCUGUUUGUUAAAAUUUUUUUCCUCAUACAAUGUUCCUAUUUCAAUAGAGUGAAACUAGAGUAGGAUGUGACAUUGCACACACUGUAUUGGUUCUAAAAUAGAAGGGAAUCGCAAAAAACUCACAGACUUGUGUAGAAAAUCCUUGUUGACACAAGGUCUCUCUAACGGAGAGCAGUGUUACUAUCCAAGGACUGAUGACAGACGAAGACAUCAAAUAGAGUUGUCUUUCAUUGAAUUGUCAUGUAGUUUGUAGUGGUUUUG